AUGCCAUCCCUGCCUGGAUUCUCCGAUAACCCGUUCCAGACCCGGCCCGACCUCAUACGAGCCUCUCUUGCACUCCUUCGGCCGCUUUUACCCCACUUCUCGCCGGCCAAGGGCAGGAUCCGCAUUCCCGUGUCUUCGGCUGCACACUUUGACGAAACCGCGGCUCAGCUUGAAGGCUUUGCACGGCCACUAUGGGCCGUCGGUGUGUUGCUACUCGGGUAUGAAUCGACAACUGACCCAGAACUGCUCAAGUCUAUCGACGACGUAGUUCAGCCAUGGAUAGACGGCUUCGUUUCCGGAACCGAUCCAGAGCAUCCGGGCUACUGGGGGGAGAUCAACGACAGAGACCAACGCAUGGUAGAAGCCGAGAUCAUAGCAUUCGCGAUGCUUGCCGCUCCCGACCGGAUCUACAAGCCAUUGAACAAAAAGUCUAAAGAGAACGUCACCAACUGA
Molecule: messenger RNA, 453 nt
Organism: Colletotrichum graminicola M1.001
Lineage: Eukaryota; Fungi; Ascomycota; Sordariomycetes; Glomerellales; Glomerellaceae
Exons: 1
Coding region: 1-453 (150 amino acids)
Source: RefSeq, a predicted model, not a curated record